Notodromas monacha is the source of this 5379-nucleotide messenger RNA. NCBI's taxonomy places the organism in Eukaryota, Metazoa, Arthropoda, Ostracoda, Podocopida, Cyprididae. The record is from the annotation of a GenBank genome assembly.
AUGGAUGAUAAUCAUGAAAGCCUUGGCAACAAUGCGCAAUUGGACGGCUCGACUUCAAGUCAACUUCUCGCACGAGUUCAGGACCUUGCACAGCCCGCAUUUGAAAGUUCCAGUGAACUCAUCAACAGUUUGGAGGAACUUGCCCUCAGUCAUGCUAAUGGCACUUCGUCGUCGCAGGGAUUCCCUGCAUACGACGUAAUGAAUUCUGCACGUUUCCAAGAUCCCGUAGUGCGUUCUUUUCGUCGGGAAGACGACAAGUAUUCGAAACCCUCGGAAGACUUUGCCCUCUUUCGGAAAUCGUUCCCGGUGAAGAAGUUUGAAGAGGCCUUGGGCAGAACGGGUCGUUUGAGCUCCGCCCUGAAGGAAAUUUUGCAAAGUGCGGAGGAUUAUGCGAAACUGAAGGUGGAUCCCAAGAGGACAGACAAGGAUGAAGCGGUCGCGCAGAAAGAUUAUAUGCUGUCUUCCAUGUUUUUGCUGACGAGCAGCCAGGAUUCCAAGUGGGGAUUUCCCAUCCGAUACUGUCAUCCUAGAAGCGCUCUUCUUGGAUCAGUUUACUAUGCCAGGUCUGGAGUGUUUUUGAAUUGUGGAGACAAGCAAAAAGCCCUUGAGGACAUUGACAGGGCUCUUAAUUGUGAUGUCUCCAAGGAAACAAGAAGGCAAUUCUACUUGAGGAAACACGAAUGCUUGUAUCCUCAUCACGAGAAGGGUUUCCUGGACAACGUGCAAGGCUUGCUUGGCUUGAAGGACGCGUCAUCGGAAAGUUUCACGAGGAUCAAGAAAGAUGUAGAAGGUGUUGGGAAGUAUGGCUAUGACAAAGACGGACACCCGAGAAGAAAACAUGAAGUUCGUGCGAGUACGCAUCCCGAUAAUAUCGCGAUUAAAAUCACUGGCAAGAAGAACUUGCUCAUCGCGGGUGCGUCUGAUGCCAUCAAGCUCAAGUAUUUGCCGGAACGCGGGAGAUUUUACGUUGCCACUCGUCAGAUUCAACCAGGAGAAAUCGUGCUCGUGGAGAAACCGUAUGCAGUUGUACUUUUCGCGGAGAAUUGGUCGACGCAUUGUCAGUAUUGCGCAGAUGUGGUGAAAAACGGUAUUCCGUGCUCGAAAUGCGCUACGGUUAUUUUUUGUUCGGAAAGUUGCAGAAAAAAGGCCAAACGAUACCAUUCCGUGGAAUGCGAACACAUGAUGAGUUUGGCGCAGUUUGCUUGCACUGGAGGCCCGUACCUCGCGUAUAGGAUGAUCACGGAUCAUCCUCUGGAUUACUUUUUGCAGCGACGAGAGGUCGUGGAAAAAAUGCACGAGGCCUCGACGCAAGUGAUGCCAAUGGGAACAAUUGAGGCCAGAGAAUAUGUCAAUGUCUAUUGUUUAACGGAUCAUGCGACUGAGAAGAGUGCGGAAGAUAUGAGGGAAUCUCUCAUCUCGGCGAUUUAUUUCAUGAAAUUGUUGGAAUCUGCCGGAUAUUUUGGACCUCAUCCGAAUCUGGAAGACAAGGUGUUCAUCACCACGUUGCUCAUGAGGAACAUCAUGAUCUUCGACUGCAGUUAUUUCACGUACCACGAGCGGGAGUUGUCUCGCAACAAUUUGCUCACCGAACCGCCGGACCGAGGAAUGGCCAUCUUCUCCGCAGCGAGUCUCGCCAACCACUCCUGCGCCCCGAACUUGUCGCAUUAUUUCGUCAGUUCGCAUUUGGUCUUGCGAGCCAUGGACGUGAUCGCGGAGGGCCAGGAGUGCUCCAUUUCCUACGGGGAAUUCUUUUACAACUCCCCGAUCCACAAACGACGGCAGUACUUGGACGGCUACUUUUUCAGCUGCGACUGCGUGGCGUGCGAAAAUGACUGGCCGAUGUUGGCGUCUCUUCCGCCGAGUUUGAAAUGUCCUCAUUGCCAGUUUCCAGCGAACUUGGAUAAUGUUCAAGAUAUGGCGAAGUAUUCCUGUCCGCGUUGUGACAUGCCUUGGAAGCCGUUUGUGGACCAGUUUUCCGUUGUCAAGAAAGAGGCGCGUGAGGCGGAUGCUAGGAUCAGUGCAGGUAAUGUUGAUAACAUCAAGGACGACAUUUGGAGCAUUGAGGAAUAUCUCAAGGCGUUGUACGUCGUGUCCGCGCCACCAAAUCCGGAGUACUACGAAGUCUCGAAUGAUCUGAGCUACCUGCAUAUUAUCGAGAGCCUAGUGACGCAGCGGUCUGCUGUGCAAGGCAAUAUUUCAUUAUUUGAUCGCCAGACUAAGCGACACACAAGCCCCCAGAAGAUGGGAGUUCCGGCAUUCUUCCGAUGGCUGAGCAGGAAGUAUCCAUCUGUUAUCAUCUCGUGCGUCGAAGAUCCAUCAUACGUCGAUGAGCAUGGGAACCAAGUACCAGUCGACACGACGAAACCCAAUCCAAACAAUGUCGAAUUCGAUAAUUUGUAUUUGGACAUGAACGGUAUCAUCCAUCCGUGUACUCAUCCUGAGGAUAAACCUGCGCCGCAGAGCGAAGAUGAGAUGAUGACGGCGAUUUUCGAUUGUAUUGAUCGCUUGAUGCGCAUUGUCCGUCCGAGGAAACUGUUGUACAUGGCCAUUGAUGGCGUCGCACCUCGGGCAAAGAUGAACCAGCAGCGAUCCAGACGUUUUCGUGCAUCAAAAGAAUCGUUUGAUAAACAGGAAGAGAUGGCGAAGAUCAAAGAAGAAUUAAGAGCUAAGGGCGCUUACAUUCCCGAGAAAAAAGACGAGUCUUUCCACUUCGAUUCCAAUUGCAUCACUCCGGGAACUCCGUUCAUGGAUCGUUUGUCGAAGUGUCUGCAUUUUUAUAUUCACGACCGAUUAAAUAAUGAUCCUGGUUGGCAAAACAUCUGCGUCAUUCUUUCAGACGCCAAUGUUCCCGGCGAAGGGGAACACAAAAUAAUGGACUACGUACGAAAACAAAGAGCGAAUCCGAAUCAUGAUCCUAAUACUCAUCACGUACUUUGUGGUGCCGAUGCGGACUUGAUUAUGUUGGGUUUAGCGACUCACGAACCGAAUUUCACCAUUAUCCGAGAAGAGUUCAAGCCGAACAAACCUCGUCCGUGUGACAUCUGCGGCCAGAUGGGUCAUGAAAUGAGCGAGUGUCAAGGGGCUCCUCGGAAUCCCGAAAAGAAUGACACAGAGUUUGGUGAUACACAACGAUACAUAUUCGUUCGUCUCAGUGUAUUGAGAGAGUAUUUAGCCAAAGAUCUGGUCAUGACGGGCCUCACUUUUGAGUACGACUUCGAACGUGUCAUUGACGAUUGGGUUUUCAUGUGUUUCUUUGUGGGGAACGACUUUUUGCCUCAUUUGCCAUCGCUUGAAAUUCGAGAAAACGCCAUUGAUCGUCUAGUGACGCUGUACAAAAACACCGUGAGGAAGACAAAUGGUUACGUCACUAAAAGCGGUGUGGUCCAGAUGGAUAAGGUACAGAUCAUCCUCUCCGAGUUGGGAGAAUUGGAGGAUGAAAUUUUUCGGAACCGCCAGAACCGCGAGUUGGAAUUCCGUCGACGGAACAAAAGGAAUCAGCAGAAUCAACAUCGUGCUCCGAAUUUCAUUCCCGGUGGCCAGUUUGCUCCAAACGCGCUAGGUGGAGGAAAACUCCCUAAUCCUUUGGCGAACGUUCAAUCGGAAGGUAUUGCAAUGCGGCAGCAAAGUAUGGGCAUGAGUUCGAUGACUGGACAAUCUGGAUCCGACCAGAGAGACUUGAAGAGAGUCGCCUCUGCUCCCUUGAUGCAUGGCAACGAUGAAGACGAUGAGCCUCCAGAUGAGGUUCGGCUCUGGGAAGCUGGCUUCAAAGACCGUUACUACGAGUCCAAGUUUGACUGCCCGAGUACCAGUGUGGAUUUUCGGUACAAAGUAGCUCAGGAGUACGCGUACGGGCUUUGCUGGGUGCUACGGUACUACUACCAAGGCGUUCCGUCGUGGAAGUGGUACUUUCCGUACCACUAUGCGCCUUUUGCAUCCGACUUCAUGGAGCUGACGAAGAUCUCGAAUGAGUUCGAAAAAAACACUAAACCGUUCAAACCUCUGGAGCAGCUGAUGGGUGUAUUUCCUGCUGCAAGUAGAGCUCACGUACCUGCUCCUUGGGGAGAACUCAUGUUGAAACCGAGCUCACCGAUCAUUGAUUUUUACCCGAUUGACUUCAAAAUCGAUUUGAACGGAAAGAAAUUUGCCUGGCAAGGAGUUGCCUUGCUACCGUUCGUGGACGAGAAGCGAUUGAAGUCUGCAUUGGAACCGUAUUACGAUUUGUUGACCGACGAGGAAAUACGAAGGAAUAUUCGAGGGAAAGACCGACUGUAUGUUCCCAAGAAACACCCCGGAUUCGAUUUUAUCAAUGAGCUUCAAGGAACCGAAGCCUUUGGACACGGUACAAAGGUUCCGAUCAACCCGGACUCGUUCCAUGGGAUAGCUGGAAUAAUAAUGCCGUCUAACGACUAUGUUGAAAUCGGAGGUGUUCUGGAAUCGCCGGUGGAAGGGAUGAAGCGGGUGAAGAAUGCAGCUGUCGUGAGCACAAAUUAUCAAGACCCAGUUUAUCCGAAAGAUCAUCUCUUUUCGGCGUCUCGGUUACCUGGUGCCAAAGAUCCUCCGAAUGCUCUCAAGCCGGAAGAUUUUCGCGGGAAUUAUCGCCCCAUGAUCGGAUUUGCGCGCAUGGACCAACAAGCGAGUUUGGGGGUUCCGGUGCCUUCAGAGGUGGUCGUGGAGGUUAUGGCGAUGGGGGAGGUGGAAAUUGGAAUCGGGAUGGAGGAAGUGGAAACUGGAAUCGGGGUGGGGGAAGUGGGAACUGGAAUCGGGGUGGAGGCGGCGGAAACAACUGGAGAGGCAAUUCCGGUUCUGAUCAGAGAGACGGCUACAACUCCCGAGGGGGAUAUAAUCAAAGGGACCAGAGGAACACGUAUCAAGGGUCGCAAGGUGGUUACAAUUCAUCCGAGCAAAGGAGUAAUUAUUCGCGAGGUGGAUACAAUGCCGGAAGCUACAACAAUCAGAGCUCCAACUACGGAUCUCAGCGGAGUUCUGAUCGAGGCGAGUAUUGACUUGCUGCUUGGAAAAUUGCCGUGUAAUCUCAUGGAUGGUCAUGUUAUUUAUUUGUUUUUACAGGCGGAGGAGAUUCGUGUGGAUCAAAUUCACAGUAUGGACAAGAUCGAUCCUCUCAACAGCAAGGCGGUCGUGGUGGUUCUGACCAGCGGUGGGGAAGAGAUGAUCAAGGUAAUCGACCUCGAUCAUAUUCUGAUCAAUCUUAUCGUGGAGGCCGAGGAGGGUUUAACAACAAAUAUUGAUUCAUUCUUUUAAUUCUUCACUUUAUUUCCGCCAAGAUUUUAUGCUUAAUUGGUUACAACUUGUUUGUUUGUUAUAUCUGAAGACAAUUGUUCGGACGAGUGAAAUAAAGAGCAUCAAGUUCUCAGGAUAUAA